CAGAACAUAGUCCCAUACACUCCACUUCCAACUUAAGAACAUGGUUUCUAUCUAAUCUCUCUCUGUAAAUGGCUUUGACAAAUGAUCAGCCCGAUAACAGAGUUAAGACAAAAGGAGCUUGGACGGCAGAGGAGGAUCAAAAACUGGCUCAUUGCAUUGACAUUCAUGGAGCAAAGAGAUGGAAGACAAUUGCAUUGAAAUCAGGCUUGAAUCGAUGUGGGAAGAGUUGCAGAUUGAGAUGGUUAAAUUAUUUAAGACCAAACAUCAAGAGAGGCAACAUUACUGAUGCGGAAGAAGACAUGAUCAUUAGGCUUCAUAAAUUAUUAGGGAACAGGUGGUCUUUGAUUGCGGGGAGGCUUCCAGGACGAACGGACAAUGAAAUCAAGAACUACUGGAAUUCUCAUUUGAGCAGAAAGAUGAACGAGGAUAAAACACCUUUAACUUCAGCAGCGCAAGAGGCAAUGUCCAAGAACUCCUGGAAGGACAUUUCCCUCUCGGAAGAAGACAACGCCAAAGAAGUAGCGAACUCAGAGAUUAACUUCAAUGUGGACGAGUUAGCGAACUCGGAGAUUAACUUCAAUGUGGACGAGUUCUUCGACUUCUCCAGCGAAGGUUCCGACCAUUUGGAGCGGGUGAACAAGUUCCUAGGACUUGAGGAGGAUCCAUGCUUACUGAGAGGAGGCAAACAUGAAUGAGGUGUUGCUCUUCAAAAAAAAACAGUUGAAAUAAAAUUUGCUAGGAUAUAUAUGGAUGCUGGAAGUUGGGCGUUUAUGACUGCAUUUAUUCGCCAUGCAAUGCAGUGUCACAGUAUUUUCAAUCAAGUUGUUGCUCUUGCUAUUCUGCAAAACCUGCAAGAUUAUAUGCCUGUAAUUUCUCAUAGAUAAUCCAGCUUUAAGCUAAGGGAACAAUGAGAAUCAUCAUCGAAGAUGAUAUUUUAGAGAGAGAAAA
Tripterygium wilfordii is the source of this 948-nucleotide messenger RNA. Its product is annotated as transcription factor WER-like. NCBI's taxonomy places the organism in Eukaryota, Viridiplantae, Streptophyta, Magnoliopsida, Celastrales, Celastraceae. The record is from RefSeq and is a predicted model, not a curated record. Bases 69 to 695 code for a protein of 208 amino acids. The transcript has 3 exons.